Pristis pectinata (smalltooth sawfish) is the source of this 11782-nucleotide messenger RNA. RefSeq lists its product as uncharacterized. The transcript is spliced from 37 exons. Lineage: Eukaryota; Metazoa; Chordata; Chondrichthyes; Rhinopristiformes; Pristidae. Gene Ontology annotation, cellular component: membrane. The record is from RefSeq and is a predicted model, not a curated record. Bases 431 to 10138 code for a protein of 3235 amino acids.
ACACAUCAAGCGCUCCGAGGGAUCGACCGGCAGCUGUAAAGGGCGUUUCCCUCAUUCUCUCGCCAGUCGGAUCAGUUCCCGCAGCAGUUAUCUGACGGCCGGUCCCAGCUCGCUGUAGAUUAUUGGAAAAGAAGAAGAAACGCCGUUCUCCGCAGGACACUUCUUGGGCUCUGAACCCUGUGGAAAAUCCUCGGUCUAUUCCCUCAAGAUUCGGGCAGCGCUCGAGGUCGGGAUCCAACCCGUGGUCGCUGGAGCUGUGAGGCAUCAGAUUAGCCGUUCUGCCAACGUACCACAACGCGGAAGAAUGGUUGGUUUGCUUCUACAAAAGUUUUUACCUGAUGGUCCGACGCAGGAAAGGACUCUGAACUUCCGCCAGGUAGUGGAUGUGGGAUUUUACAGGCCCACGUGAAAGUCCGGGAGCCUUCUGGAGAUGACCCCGACUACAGUGCUUUUCAUUUCCCUUCUGGCACUGACCAAGGCGAUCCUGGAUUCAGGUGAUAAACCCGGGGCCCCAUUAAUGUCAACAGGGCGCUCGUCACCAAAGUUCUUGGAAAGCGAGAACGUCACCAUCCAGUGUUGGUCCCGACCGUUUUACAACGGAAGCGUUUUCUACUUACGCAAACGUGGGGACGAUUCCUUCGGAUUAUCGACGGUGGCUUCCGGAGCUGCCUCCAAAGUCACCUUCGUCAUCGCCAACGCGGCUGCGAAUCAGAGUGGGGAUUAUGAGUGCCAUUACCAGAUCCAACGAGGUGGGGUGCGGUACAACUCAACGAGUACCCUUUUGCGGAUCACGGUGCAAGAGAGAGCCACAAAGCCUUGGAUAUCCGCGGACCGCUGGAACAAUCUGUACUUCAAGGCCGAAACCCCUGUGGUAUAUUGUCGGAACCCGCAGUUCACUGCGUCAGUGUUUUAUUUGUACGAAGGGGCGGGGAGACCUGUCUUGUGGGGCUCAGCAACGCCGAUCCGGAACCAAGGCACUUUCACCAUCACAGCGGCGAAUCGAAGUCGCGACUUUACGUUCUCGUGCGCCUACGGAGUGAAGCUGGCGGGGCGCUCGGUGAACUCGACAACCAGCGACCCCAUGCAGGUGACCGUCAUCGACCAGCCAGCGAAGCCGACGCUUCGGAUCUCACCUACCCACGCGCACUUUUCACAGUACAGAACGAUCGUGUGUUCGGCUGUCAGACGAUUCCGGGACCAGAUAUUUUCCCUGUAUAAGGACGGUAGGGAGGUACACGUCAGAUCCGACCUGGUCAGCAGGAGGGAUCUUUCCGUAACUUACCGCAUCGCCAACACCAACAAGAGGAACAGUGGCAGCUACACGUGUCGAUAUCAAGUUUGGGCGUCUGGGCGAGCUUACGACUCACGGGAGAGCGACUCCGUGGAACUAGAAAUAGUUGAUGCCAAUCUGACGUUGGUGGACGGACCAGACCAGUGUUCGGGUAGAGUGGAGAUUCACCACAGAGGCCAAAGGGGGCGAAUUGGAAACGCCAACUGGGGCUUGGCAGACGCCGAAGUACUUUGCCGCCAUCUGGGUUGUGGGUUUGGAGAAUCCAUCCCCAGCUUUGGACAAGGAAGUGAAAGACUCUGGGUCAACGGGGCCACCUGCCAGGGCACCGAAAAGUCGUUUUGGGACUGUUACCUACAAACAAACGCCUACGUAAUGUACUGGAACAAGAAGACAGAUGCCUCGGUCAAAUGCUCAGCUUCCCCAGUGAAACCAAAGAUUUUACUGCAAAGAUCACCCGCCAUCUUUGUAGAAGGAGAAACCUUCAGCAUAGACUGUGUGGCUCCGCUCUAUUACUUUCAUCUGACUUUUUAUUUGGGCAAGGUCGGUGGCGAUGAGAUGUUUGUUACCGAGCCAGGAUUCAGAGUUUCCUUCGACAUCAUCAAUGCAACUUCGACCAGAGGGGGAUCUUACAGAUGUUGGUAUCAGUUGAAAAGAGAUGGGAGGUAUUACAACUCAUCAGUGAGCGAAACUAUCAAUGUUACGGUCGGAGAUGCCGCAGCAAAGCCAAUUAUAACGCAGGACUUACCCCAAAAAGUCUUCCUCGCAGGAGGUUCGACCAUCCUCAAGUGCAUCGCUCCUUAUUUGACCGCUACAACCGGUUUUUUUAUUUACCGCAAGGGGGAGGAAAAGGCUCUGUACAGCAAAAUCGCAAGAGCGGGCAAAUCGAUGCCUUUCCUGGUCCCCGUGGGAACGGAGGCUGGCAGCUUUUAUUACACCUGUGCCUUCCAAGUCCACGUCUCCGGGCGUUUCUUCAACUCGACUCCCAGCGACGCCCUGGAAAUAAUCGUCACAGAUCAGUUAUCACCCCCUUCGCUGGAGAUCAUGAAGUCUAUUGGUACGUUUGAAGUGAAUAUAACCAUCUCAUGCUUGGCCACAAAUAACUUCGUCGGUGGGAUGUUCUACCUGUACAAAGAAGGCCAGAAAGGGCCCGUUGAUUGGCGCCGGAACACUGAAAGAUGGAACAGGGUCAGAUUCAGCGUCUCCAAAGCGAAUAAAACCAACGGAGGAAAUUACACGUGCCAGCAGCAAGUUACGGUGAACGAACGCCAGUAUAACUCGUCCCACAGCAACCAGCUGAAGCUCACGAUAACAGACGAAAUUACAUUAAGCCUCGUAGACGGAGAGAACGAAUGUUCAGGAAGGGUGGAACUGUUUUACAACGGCGAAUUGUGGAGGAUCUGCGCCCCUCGAUGGAGGUCGAGUGAAAUAAACGUGGUCUGCAGACAGAUGGGAUGUGGCUUUGUGGCCUCGGAAGCAGUCAGUUCGUACUACGGCCGAGGGACCCGGCAGGUCUUGCCAAAUGAAAUCACCUGUAGCGGCCAAGAGACUACCCUCUGGCAAUGCUCUGUGACAUCCAACUCCCGACUCGGUACCUGCCCCCGUCAGAGAGUAGCUGCUGUCAACUGCUCCGCUAGGCCCGAGAAACCAGUUAUUCUGUUGAGCAGACCGUCCGGCCGUUUCGCGGAAGGGGAGAAUAUCAAAAUCCACUGCCGUGCUGCCAGUUACUUCCCCGGCAGCAGCUUCUACUUGUUCAAGAUUGGCGAAGGAAGAGAGAUGGCGAACAAGACGGCUACCAAGUCUUCUUCUCAAGUUGGGUUCAACAUCGUUAACGCAAGCGUUGAAGUCUCGGGUUCUUAUGCCUGCGCCUAUCAGGCAGUGCGAUUUGGAGCGACAUACAACUCAACAAUGAGUCUCAGCACUGAUGUCAUUGUCACAGAACACUAUCCCAAACCGACGAUCACGGCGAACAGACAACGGGAUACGUUCUUCGUGGGAGACAGACUGUCGGUCGAAUGCGUCACUCCGAAAUACAUAGGCGCCAAUCAGUUUUACAUUCAAAUGCAUCACAACCACGUCGCAGAAAUAAUUCCCUUCAGGCUGACAGGCAGAGGAGCGAUGGUGACUCCGGAGAAUCUGGCAGUGGGCACACGGUACAACUUCACCUGCAUGUACCAGGGUCGACUGAGAGGACGUGCUGUCAAUUCGACUUGGAGUGACGCUCUACAGCUGACUAUUACUGAUAGGCUGCCCAAGCCGCGAGUGUCCGUCGUGCAUCAGGACCCCUCAAGGUUCCAGAAGCAGAUUCUAAUAAUGUGCAGAAGUCCCGAAACUCACAGAGGAAGGAUCUUUCACUUGCACAAGGAUGGCUCCGCGGACUCCAUUGCGUCCCGGGUUGUUCCGGCGACACGUUCUUCCAUGUCAUUUGACAUCGACAAUCUCAAUGAAACAAACAGCGGGAACUACACGUGCAGCUAUGACAUUGAAUGGAUGGGCAACACGUACAGCUCGGAACACAGCGACCCCAUUGAAAUACAAAUACGGGGUGUCCGGCUAAGAUUAAGUCACGGGGAGACUCCGUGCAGCGGGCUGGUCGAAGUGUCUUACAAUCAGCGCUGGGGACCGGUGUGUGACCGCAACUGGAGAGGAACAGCCAAUGCAGAAGUUAUCUGCAAACAACUACACUGCGGUUUCUCUCAUCCUCUGAGAGCCUCGUGGAGCAGAGAGCGUCGAAAAGACACCGCAAUAUUGACCGGAGUCAAUUGUCGUGGCAAUGAAAGUUCUCUGUUGCAGUGCUCCCUCAGCACGUCGCGCUAUCUCCAGCGCUGCUAUCAUUGGCAAUUUGCAACGGUCAACUGCACAAUGAAACCAGUAGAACCCACCAUUGAGCUGCAAAAGAGGUUUGCAACAUUUAUGGAAGGACAGAAUGUAUCCAUUGAGUGCACAGCCAGGAACUACUACGCAGGAAGUCGAUUCUACCUGGGGAAGGUUGGUAAACCCUACUCCUUAUCUUCCUGGCCCACCUCAAGGACGAAGGACAGCGCAACCUUCACCCUGGGCAACGUAAGCCUAUCCGAUGCAGGGUCUUACACGUGCCUCUACGAAGUCGAGCGAGCUGGGAAAAUGUACAACUCAACGGACAGCCGGAGCCUCUCCGUUCAGAUCACUGAUCGACCUCCAACGCCUGUCCUGUCGUCCCUAGAGUCUAAAUCUACGCAUCUAAUUGGCAGCCAAGUUGUACUGUACUGCAACACUCCAUUUACCUGGUUUGCCAGUGAAAUUGGCUUGUACUCUGUGGUCGGAGACGACUACCUUUCAGUGAAGAACUCCACUGAGUCCAGCAGCCGCGGCACGUUUACCCUUGACAACCAGACGACAGCGGGAAUAAGCAACUACAGUUGCCGUUAUAGUUUCCAAUUGCAAGAUCACCUCCUAUAUUCGAAUUUCAGUGACGUACUGACCAUCACCUUUACGGAUCAACUACCAAAGCCGCGCUUGGCUCUGGAAGAGGCGAUGUUAAAUUACCCUGUGCCGAUAUUUGCCAAAUGCUCAGUUCCCAUUUCAUACUUCGGAGGCGUGUUCUCUUUGUAUAAAGCUGGAGAAGAGAAUUUCACUCAAACGCGGAAGCUGUUCGGCCACGACCGUUCGACCUAUUUCAGUUUCCAAGUGGAGGAGGCAGUGAAUUACACGUGUCAGUAUUCGGUGGUGACAUCUCGACGAGUGUACAAAUCACCGCAUAGUGAUCCACUCUGGGUGCCCGCUGAUGGUGAUGUCAAGGUGAGACUUGCCGGGGGAACCAACGCCUGCUCUGGAAGGGUGGAACUCCAUUACGCUGGCCGAUGGCGGGGCGUUUGCAGCCAAUACUGGGGUAUCGAGCAAGUGGAAGUUGUCUGCAGGCAGCUGGGAUGUGGGUUUGCCUUCUCCGCUCUCCACAAUGCCAGUUACGGUCGAGGCACUGAGAUGUUCGUUACGCACGAGGUCUGGUGCACUGGCUUCGAAAGCUCGCUGCAUGAAUGCAGAUCUCGACCGUUCACCAGGCAGCGCAGACAGUGCGCCGUUUGCGCGGAAUGUUCAGAUCGUCCAUUGGCACCACAACUCACUUCAUACAAAUGGAACACAAACUUCAUGAGGGGAGAAAACAUCAGCAUGACCUGCUACACUCUGGCCCAUUACAAAAAUGUCACUUUUCACCUGCGCACGGUGGGCUCGCCGGAAAACGUUGCGACGGUCAGAUCGGAACACAAAUGGAGCGGUGCCACGUUCCGUUUCAAUGCUGUCAAUGGAUUCCAUGGAGGGAAUUACACUUGCAUGUACCAAUUGCAACAGGACGGAAAGACUUACAACUCCAGUGCAAGCCGAGUUUUGGAGGUCAUCGUCAGCGAUCGCGCUCCAAAAGUAAGGAUUAGAGUCAGCCGUCCGUCAUCACUCUUUCUGGAAGGGGAGCCGAUGCCUUUCAUAUGCACGAGUAUUGCACAGUACCCGCAUAGCGCGUUCUACUUGACAAUCGGCCCACAUCUUUACGUGAUCUACCAAAGUAUGCCUAUUGCGACAUUCACAGUGAAUAACAUUAAAGCCACAGGUGUAUACAAUUGCACGUGCAAGUGCAGUUUGAUGAUAUCUGGGGUGCUUAUCAAUUCAUCAGAAAGUUCCACCCUACAGGUCACAGUAACAGAUGAGCUUCCGACGCCUCAGUUGUCUCUUCUGCGGCGAAGUUAUCGUUUAUCCGACAUGCUGCGCAUGUUCUGUACGUCAUCGCUAAUCGUUCCCGGCGGCAGGUUCUCCUUAUUCAGGAAUGGCGAGAGAGAAAGCUCCCGUUCCCAUGUGUACUACGGUUGGGGCAGAACGGCUACCUUCGUGGUCGCGCGGGUAACGCAGAACGUGGCGAAUUACUAUUAUACGUGUCAGUACAGUGUGAAGGUCCUGGGUCGGACGUUUGUAUCUGCAUACAGUCGGCCGUUGCUGGUUGACACACCUGACGACUCGCUAACCCCAGUCAUCUCAUUGGUGAGAUUGUCAGGCAGUUUUGUGCAGGGCGAGACGGUGACAAUGAGAUGCACAACGCCCAGAUACUAUGUAGGCUGCAAGCAAGUUCUGCGCAAACUCGGAGAUGAAACCGACAUUGUAUCAACGACUGAUUCCAAUUCAACGUGCAACACCACUUUUGAGUUACGGAACGUGACAAUUGAGGUCGGGGGACAUUAUGCAUGUUGGUUGCAGUUGGAGAUGUCUUCCAGUGUCUACAACUCCACCAGUGUGGAAGUCAUUGUUACAGAUCGACCGUCCAAACCAUAUAUUGAAUUGAAUCGAUCGCCGGGCUUAUACAUCAAGGGAGAACAUGUUUUCGUCGAUUGUGCAGCCCCGGAUUACUAUGCAGUCUCCAAUUUUUAUCUGCUUGUGGACGGGACGGUCUGGUUAACGUACAACGAAAAGGAAGAGAUAUACGGGACAGGGAGCUUCACUCUCAAUACAACGAGUAUCCCGUACUCUGCCAUUUGCACUUGUCACUAUGAAACGAAGAUCUCAGACAAUUACAUCAACUCAACCGUGAGCGAUACGGUGCAUGUAACAGUGACAGAUCAAUUACCGAAGCCUUUGAUAUGGAUUGAAGCCCCUUCAACCGCGUUCUUCCCGGGAGAAACACUUCGUGUAAAGUGCGCACCUCCCACCAACUAUCCGAUCACAAGUUUCUCCUUGUACAGGAAUCGUAGCACUGUACAUACCGCGGAGCAACAGCCGUUCGAUGGCGAUUAUAAUGUCACGUUUACGCUCCUGCACAUCAAUGAAUCCAACGAGGGCAAUUACACCUGCCGUUUCCAAGCCGACAUAGCUGGGGAGUUAUACACUUCGGAGUCCAGCGAUCAGAUACCAGUGAUGUUGUCAGACCAGUUGCAUCUGAGACUGGACGGUGGAGGCAGCAAUUGCUCGGGAAGAGUCGAGAUCUAUUACGGGAAGAGGUGGCUAACAGUCUGCGGGAGCGACUGGGGCUUGGGAGCCGCCGAGGUUGUCUGCCGGCAACUGGGCUGCGGGUUUGCAGAGGCGGUGACCUACUUCGAACAAGUGGCCACGUCGCUUUGGCUGAACGGCACUCGUUGCGGAGGGAUGGAGGGAUUUCUGUGGGACUGCACCUCGGACGCCUGGGGAGACAAGGUCUGCACUCGCGGGGAAGACGCCGGCGUGGUUUGCAACGCAGACCAUUCGCCGAAACCGCAACUGACGCUGACGCGGCGGAGUAAAACAUUCCUACAAGGGGAGAAUGUCACCUUUACAUGUAGAUCCCCCAUUCAAUAUCCCAGUAUGACAAUAUACCUGUACAGAGCCGACAGACCAUAUGGCCAUGACUUGAAGGUGUUUACCGCCAGCAAUGGUACUGAAACGUUCAAUAUCGCUGACUUAAACGGGACAGACACCGGGAACUACAUCUGCGUUUACGAAUUGCAAGUGUCGGGUGAGAUCUUCACGUCAGCUCAGAGCGACCCACAAGCAAUAACAGUGCGAGAGGAGGCGGAGAAACCAAUAAUCUAUGGGAAGAGUCCAUUUGAGAGUAUCCUCCGCGGGCACACCGUGGACAUUGGAUGUGAUGCUCCCUACGAACUGCCGGAUCUGACAUUUAACUUGUACAAAGAUGGCGUGCAUGUGCAGUCCAUGGUGGCGUCAAAUUCUGCCACGUUCAGCUUGAGGAACAUCAGUAGUCAGAACAGCGGCAACUACACCUGCACGUACCAAAAGGAAAUUUCAGGCCGAUGGAGAAAUUCGACCCUCAGCGACCCUUUCGAGGUGUUCACAUCAGAUUUCGUAUCAGAUGAUGUCAACCUGAGAUUAGCGAACGGAAGCAACCCCUGUUCUGGAAGACUGGAGGUCCUUUACAACGGUGCCUGGGGCACAGUUUGCGAGGACGGUUGGUCGAUCGCCAACGCUGACGUCAUCUGUAGAGAUCUCACCUGCGGCUUCGCCGAGCUCUCCACAGACUCGUCGAUCUACGGCGAAGGGGCCGGCCCGAUUUGGCUACAUGAUGUCCGGUGCGACGGCACCGAGUCUUCCUUGUGGGCAUGUUCGUCGCAAUCGCAUCAAGCUCACCGUUGCACUCACUCCAACGACAUUGGAGUCUCUUGUACAGAUUACCCGCCUCCACCUCUGAUCUCCCUCAAUCGCCCAAAUGGAAUCUUUUUCCCGGGGGAAGUGGUCAUAAUUCAGUGCGCGACGCAUAGCCAUUAUACAGUCACGAAGUUUUACCUGAACAGCAUCGAUGGAGAUGACGUGUCUUCUCCCCAGCCAUCGAGCUGCACGGGGAGUACGGCCAAUUUCACGGCCGAGGUGCUCAGCACGACUGGUCGGAGACAGUACAGUUGUCAUUACAGUAUGUCGAUUGAUGGAACAAACUUAAACUCUUCACUGAGUGAGAUAGUCUCCGUUACUGUGACGUAUGUCCCUGCGAAACCUGGCUUAUAUCUGCUGCGGCCGUCCGGCGAGCCCGCUGAAGGAGAGUCAUUCAGCUUGCGAUGCACGCUUCCAGAACACGAGCCUGGACUCGAUGUCAUCAGAUUUCAUCUGUACAAACUUACCGAUACUCCGGAUCUUAUAGGAUCGCACGCACGAUCGUCGAACUCUUUCGAGGAUUUCACCAUCUCGGACGCGGCGUUGUCGGACGGAGGGACCUACAUCUGCAUGUACGAAGCACAGAGGUCUGGACGAUGGUACAACUCAACGUACAGCGACACUGUAACUGUAACUGUAUCAGCUCGGAUAAACAGACCGACGGCGUCACUUCUAAGAUCGUCAGGAAUAUUCACAGAAGGAGAAAACAUCGAAAUCACCUGUUCCGCGCCCGAACACGGUGUUGAAGUCGAAUUCCAUUUGCUCAAAGUGGGAACAGAUUCGUCCCGCGCUCCCGUCGCAACGGAAACUGCACGGCGCACUGCGUAUUUCACCAUCAGCAACGUCAAUGUGACAGAGGGAGGGAAGUACGCGUGCAUCUAUGAGGUGGAGAAAGACGGGAUGGUGUACGGCUCGACUCCAAGCUCUGAGGUGACGGUGACUGUCAUUGAUCUCCUUCCCAGGCCUUCAAUAACGCGGACACCAAUUCUACCUUUCGUCUUGGAAGGGGAAUCGACGACCAUAAGAUGCAUUGUUCCCGAAUUGUAUGGCGAGACAAUGUGUUACUUGCUCAAAGAUAACGGGCCGAAUCCACGCCGUUCAGAGCUCCUCGGCAGAGAAGAGCACUCCUGCAGCUUUGCAAUUGAAAGCGCCGAUAUCGCAGAUGGAGGAAAUUACACAUGUCUCUACGAAGCACGCGUAGCCUGGAGAACGGUGCACUCUCGCCUGAGUGAAACUCUUCCUUUAACGGUGAGAGCCCCGUUGUCGAAGCCCAACAUAUCGAUUUCCUAUCGACAUCAAUUUCAAGAUUAUAUUAUUAACUGCACUGUUCCUGUGCUGUAUCCGGGAAGUAACAUCUACUUGUACAAAGUUGUUGGGGGUCAAUAUCGCCAAGUGACAUCCGCCCGGAUGUCGGGUGUUACAGCAACUUUCCUCAUCUCUAAUGUAAGUGCGGCGGUGGAAGGCAACUACACAUGCUAUUCUGAAACAGCAGCGGGAGGUAGACUGUUGAAGUCGUCGUUUAGUGACGUCAUUGCAGCGCCAUUGGAGGAUUCGAAUCCGCGACCCUCCGUUUUAGCAUUGUGCCUUGGAGGAUUCACCGUUGCACUGUUCGUCCUGUUACUUGCCGUCCUUUUCUGUAAGAAAUCGUGGCACUGUGAAACUUCACAAGAUUCAUCCGAUCUUCAAGCACACUUACUGAGUGACUGGGAGGCCGGAGUCGAUGUCGGGGAUUUAGUGGAUCGGGAGACUCUGCUUUGAUAUUGAAUGGGUGGCUCUGAGACGUUGAAACUGCAAAGUAAGAAAACAAAACAUUCGUUGAAAGAAGUUCCACCGCCACCAAAUUAAAUAAAAGAAGAGAAGCUAUUUAUUGUAAAAAGCAAGCAGAAAUAAUAAAUUACCUGCAACGAACGCGGUUAACUUCCCUACAUAUGUCAACCCCUUAAUUCAAGGAUUCACCCCAAUGGAUAUUCUCUGCAUGGCCUGCAAAGGAAGCAUAUUUUUACUUAUCGAAGGAUGUCUACACUGUACAUAACGCCACAGAUGGGAUAUCAACCAGCACCGUGUAAUCCUGAAUCAAAUCUUCUUUUAUUUAUCAGGUGUGAUUUGGAAUGACGCCAGAAUUUUAUUAACCUCCCUGAUUAUUUCAUGUAGGUAAAUGCCAACCUUUGUGUUCUAUGUCCCAGGACCCUCUGCUCUGCAUUUCAGCGUGUUCCAUUCUCACUUCGCUUAAAUAUUAAUUUUCCUUUCCGUUCUUUCUCUCAGUCUCACAGUUUUGCGCCAUUUCCUUCAUCUUCCACAGUUAUCUUCGUCCCUUCUUGCGGAACGUCUCUUUCUCCAUUUUAUGGCUCGUUCUGUCCUGCCCGCAAAUUGAUGGACCAGCCUUAUUCAUAAUAACAACCAAUCGGUAUUAUCAUCGACGUCAUUCGCAUCGAUUGCGAAUAGUUGAGACCCCGGCACUGAUUUUCAUGCCAACUCACUGAUUGUCAGCCUGAAGCCAAAGUCAAAGUCAGAAUUAAAGUUGAGAAGUGCAAUGAAAAACUUUCCUGCUGCAGCAUCACAGGCACUCAGCAUCAUAUAGACAGCGUUCGCAAGGUAAACGUCAAUUAAACAUAAAUUAUACACAUCCUUUCCAAGGAAGAACAAUUAGAACAAAAACAAACUCAAAGCCCAUUUUAGUGCUUCGUAGUGUUGAAGCAAUACAUUUAUCCUGAUACUUUCCACUUUUUGUUAGUUGGACAAAACUUUAUAUAUACCAAUAUAUUGCCCCAACGCCAUACACUCUAGCAGUGUGCAAUAACCUUAUAUGUGGCAUUUUAUCGAAAGCCUUCUCUACGAAUUCAAAACAAGGCACAUCCAUUGGCUACCCUUUAUCCGUCUUUGUUUCUCACUUGUUAAAUUAUUCCAGCAAAUUUGAUCAACACAAUAUUUCCCUUUCAUGAAAGUAAACACUUUCUUUUUGGUCGGGUUAUGACUUUCCAAAUAUGCAGCAAUUAUCUCUUUAAUAAUAGACUCCAAAGCACCCAGAUCCACCUGCGUCCUAAAUAUCUGCAAGCUAACCCCACAUCGAUCACACUCUUCUUUCUUCUAUUGACAAAAUAGGCAAGGUCACAUUUUCCCAUAUUACAAUCCAUAUGCUACAAUUUUGCUCCCUCAGUGAACUUACCUACGUUUCCUGCAGACCCUUUAUGGCUUACUUUCAUGUCAGUCUUUGUAAUCAGGAAGUACUGCACAUAAAUUGUAAAAAUAAAAGCGCCCCGGAAUACUUCCAACCGGUGACACCACCUGUAAAAUCUUGCCAACAUGAAAAACUAAUAUCAUGCAUUGUUCUCCUCCAUCAACGUUAGAUUGCCAAUCUUCGAUCCACACCUCGUAGAUUUCUGCAAUAUCUUUGCAUGCGGCACC